AUGAAAGAUAUAAGGGUCGGCUGUCCGGCGAAUCUUCUUAUGCCAGCUAUUCCCGCCCCUCCUUACAUUACCCGCGGAUUCCCUGGGAGGUUGGCUGUUGGCCAUUACAAGCUUGAGAGAAAUCGCCUGAUAUCCAACUCAUUGCUGUCUUUGAACCCGCGGAAUUCUACCCACCUGCACACUGUAUGUAAAGGCGGGCCAGCCUGGUGGGUUACGACCCUCAGUCCUCUCAUCUCUCUCGCUCAUAUUGGCUACAUACCCAUCUCCAUCUAUCAGCAGCGGGAACAAAUCUUGUGGUUGUGGGAUUUGACGAGGACUUUACAAAUAGGACAUAUCCAUAUCAUCAGAAUGAGCGCACAGUCAUCGCACAUCCUGACCCCUACAGAUAGCGGCGGUCCAUCUUCGCCUCCUCCGACGCUGCCUGAAGGCUGGCUUGCACAGUGGGAGGGCGUUUCGAGAAAAUGGUAUUACGUACAGCGCGCAACAGGCAGAUCGCAAUGGGAAGUUCCCACCGAGCCCUUUAUCCCGACACCCUCAUCGACCCCUCAGUCUGUGGCCAGCCCUGGACCGUAUCAUCCACCCAUUACGGGCAACAUACCAGCACAGGAUACGACUGAAGCAACAAGGGAGUUGUUGAACCUUCGUGGAGGCAAUUUGAGACAGUCAGGUGGAAGCUUUCCCACCACCCCAUAUGAUACUUCACAGACUACUCCACAGUCAGGACAAGAAUAUCAACAAAUUCCAUCUGCAGGAACGCAAAGUACACCGGUUGGCGGAGUUUCCAGCUCUCAACAACAACAGCGGCAACAGCAGUCCCGCUCCCCGAGUCAAGGAAUACUAGGUCAGGUUGCUUCGGAUCUUGCCCACCGUGUCGCCUGCCAGAAUUCCAGUGAAUCCCAAUCGAACCAGCAAAUGGAACAGAACCAGGUCCGCUAUUCACCUACGGAUCAAGCGAGUCCUUACCCCAACUUGAAGUCUCAAUUCAUGUCUGGAUCCACUCAGUUCCAUCAAGAUGAUCAGCUAGACCAAGGAAACGUGCAAAUGCAAGACGUGAGCUCGAACACAGCAGCACCCUACCAGAGUCAGCAAGACUCUUCAUCUGCUUACCACACAGACGUCGAUAUGCGGAUUCAUCAAGCUUACACGGACCAACAAGCCGCCCCUGCUUCAAGUAUGAAUAGCCAGUAUCAUUACGAGCAAACCAAUGUCCAACAUGUAUCGCCGAAUACCUAUGGCGGCCAACUACAGCACUCAAACGAACAGCUACCAAUGCACCAAACGCAAUCCGGUCAAUUCGCCCCGAGACCCGUGCAAAACCCUCAGCCUGAAAACAACCCAAUCACGAUCAUCCACCCAGAUCCAAAUGCGCCUCCUCUAUUCCCCAACCCCCAUCGAGGGGGCCCACGACAGCCACACAGCUCACGCUCGAACAUGACAACACCCCCAAGGACCUAUCCACCACACCCAGCGCCGCACUAUAACUCACGUCCAUCCGUCCCGCAGCCACAGUACAGUUCCAACUAUUCCGGCGGACAUCCAGGUCCGUCCCCAAACUCUCAUCCCCCCCCAGCAAGCAUACCACGCAGCCAACAGCCCCCAUACCCACCGGAGGGUAUGUACCAACCGAAUAUGGGCCCGCCACCCCAAAACUACAAUGUGUACGCAAGCCACCCAGGCCAACCGAAUUACGCAUAUGACCCGAGGGUGAAUCCGCCAUAUGGUCAAAUGCUGCCACCGAAUAUGCAUGAUGAUCAUGGAUUGCAGCGUCAAACUAGCCAGGGCAGUGGUCAGUUUUGGCAUGGGCAUCCUGGGUCGGCGCAAUCUCCUCCAGACACUCAUGUGGGCCAACGAUAUCCGCCGGCUCAUCCCCAGCAACACUAUGGCGGCGGGUACGGCAGGUAA
Histoplasma mississippiense is the source of this 1902-nucleotide messenger RNA. RefSeq lists its product with no specific name. Gene Ontology annotation, molecular function: protein binding. The record is from RefSeq and is a predicted model, not a curated record. Lineage: Eukaryota; Fungi; Ascomycota; Eurotiomycetes; Onygenales; Ajellomycetaceae. Bases 1 to 1902 code for a protein of 633 amino acids. The transcript has 7 exons.